Molecule: messenger RNA, 1433 nt
Organism: Syngnathus acus (greater pipefish)
Lineage: Eukaryota; Metazoa; Chordata; Actinopteri; Syngnathiformes; Syngnathidae
Gene: f7l
Product: coagulation factor VII, like
Exons: 8
Coding region: 65-1354 (429 amino acids)
Biological process (GO): blood coagulation; proteolysis
Cellular component (GO): extracellular region
Molecular function (GO): calcium ion binding; serine-type endopeptidase activity
Source: RefSeq, a predicted model, not a curated record
ACACACACGACGGUGUUCUCCUCUUUCAAGUCAUUUUUUGACCUUUGUCCAGAUCAGAAUAAAAAUGGCGACAACAAGCAGACACACUAAGCCGCUCUUCUUCUUAGGGUUAGUCUUGGCUUGUAUCCCAGCAUGCAUUGGGCUUCCUGAAGGCAUGUUUUUGGAGAAACCCAACGCCAGCGUUUUCCUUCAUCGAACUCGUCGAGCUAACUAUUUCUGGGAGGAGCUGAAACAAGGCAACCUGGAGCGGGAAUGUCUCGAGGAGAAAUGUUCAUAUGAAGAAGCAAAGGAGAUCUUUGCUCUCCCGCAGCAGCUGGAGGUCUUCUGGAGAAUGUACACAGCCGAGAAUCACUGCCUGUCAUCUCCCUGUAAGAACGGCGGCACUUGCACUCGCAAGCUCGACACUUUUGUCUGCCAAUGCACGUCUCGAUUUCACGGAUCCACUUGUGACAAAGCACGCGUGACCGCCCAUGGGUGUCGCUAUAGGAAUGGGGGGUGUGAACACUUCUGCAAAGAGUUUCCCGACCGGACAUACAUUUGUUUUUGCGCACCAGGAUACCGUUUGGAUCAGGACAAUAGUACCUGUACUCCACAAGAGGCUGUCCCGUGUGGACGACCGUUGGUCCACUUUGGGCCGAGAGUUGUCAACGGAGAGAUUUGUCCCAAAGGACAUUGUCCCUGGCAGGCUCUCCUGACUGAGAACCACCAACAUUCCUGCGGCGCCAUCGUCUUAUCCGAUCAAUGGAUGCUGACGGCGGCUCAUUGCGUAUGGAAGAAACCAAAUAACAUCUUACACGUGGUUGUGGGCGAGCAUGACCUUGAGACAGAUGAGAAGACGGAGCAGAAGCGGCGAGUAUCUAAAGUCUUGAUCCACCGCAGUUAUAACAAGUCCAGCUACGACAGCGACCUGGCCAUGCUGAAGCUCCACCGUCCCAUCAAAAUGGGACUUUACGUGGUCCCUAUUUGUCUUCCGGCUAAGAACAGCUCGUUCGUCCGCACGCUGGCGGCAAUGCGGCAGAACAUCGUGUCAGGAUGGGGUCGCCUGUCGCUGCACGGAUCCACGGCAAGAUUGCUCCAGCGCUUGACGCUACCACGGGUCCCGCUGCAAGAGUGUCGCCUGCACACCAAACUUAACGUCACGCGAAACAUGAUCUGCGCCGGCUUCCAAAAGGGCGGUCAAGAUGCAUGCAAGGGCGACAGCGGCGGCCCUCUGGUGACACGCUACAAGAAAACUUGGUUUUUGACCGGUGUGGUGAGCUGGGGGAACGGCUGCGCUGACAACAACAUGUACGGCAUUUAUACCAAAGUCAGCAACUACCUGGACUGGAUCCAAAAUCAAAUGAGCAGAUGGUAAAACUAAUUUGCCAACCGACAACAUGAUAUUUGCUUUCAACUGGUGACUUUUGUUUCAAUAAACUAACAAACAAGCAUUU